UCUUUUCCAAAAAAAUAUUUAUAAGAGGAAAUAAAUGUUCGAUAAGGGACACCAUUUCGAAAUCACCAAAUUGAACCGGAAAUAGCAAAUUCCCUCUCUCUCCAAUUAUUUACGCAUCCAAAAUUUGAAACCCUAGAGUUGAAGGUAACAAAAUUGGAAGCAGAGAAUCCGGUGGUGAGAAUUAGCGAUGAAGAGAGUGUUCGGAGCGAAGAAAGACAAGGAACCCCCUCCUUCCGUUCAAGAUGCUUCUGAUCGGAUCACUAAAAGAGGCGACAAUGUUGAGGAGAAGAUAAAGAAACUCGAUGCUGAAUUAGCUAGAUACAAGGAGCAGAUCAAGAAGACCCGGCCGGGUCCCGCGCAAGAAGCUGUUAAAGCUAGAGCAAUGAGAGUGCUAAAGCAGAAACGAAUGUAUGAAGGGCAACGCGAUAUGCUGUACAAUCAGACAUUUAAUCUCGAUCAAGUCUCGUUUGCUGCAGAGGGAAUAAAGGAUGCUCAACAGACAAUGUCAGCCUUGAAAUCGGCAAACAAGGACCUUAAGGGAAUGAUGAAGACUGUGAAAAUCGAUGACAUAGAUAGCUUGCAAGAUGAGAUGAUGGACCUCAUGGAUGUGAGCAGCGAAAUCCAAGAGAGCCUUGGGAGAAGCUAUAAUCUACCUGAUGAUAUUGAUGAGGAUGAACUCCUGGGCGAGCUUGAUGCACUGGAAGCAGACAUGGGGUUUGAGAGUGAAGGUGGAAUGCCUUCGUAUCUUCAACCUGAUAAGGAAUCUGACCUCGAUGGAGAGCUCAGCUUUCCAUCAGCACCAACUGGGCAUGCUCCCAUGCCUGCUGGUCGAGCAAACAUGCAGGCUGAAGAUGAACUAGGGCUACCGGCUGUUCCUGGACCUUCUCUCCGAAACUAGACAAGGAGUCGGUGUGCUUAUACAAGGGUGACUGUAAGCACGAACUACGGAAUCUAAAGGCCGCCGGCUGCUGCACGAAUAAACAUUGGACAACUCGAAGCAUGUGUAGGCACUCUAGGUAAAUUGAAAACUUUGAUGUGUAUAGGAGAAGAUGCUCUGAUUGCUCAAACAAGUUAUUGUUUUUGGGUAUUUUUUUUUUGGUGUGUGUAGACACAUGUUGAUUUGUAAAUGAAUUUGUAAUGGAUUUGGCUCUUAUCAUUUGUUGAAUUUCUACUUCAAAUUACGCUAA
Messenger RNA from Salvia miltiorrhiza (redroot sage), 1187 nucleotides. RefSeq names its product vacuolar protein sorting-associated protein 60.1-like. Gene Ontology annotation, biological process: vesicle budding from membrane; late endosome to vacuole transport via multivesicular body sorting pathway. Bases 188 to 898 code for a protein of 236 amino acids. The record is from RefSeq and is a predicted model, not a curated record. The transcript is spliced from 7 exons. NCBI's taxonomy places the organism in Eukaryota, Viridiplantae, Streptophyta, Magnoliopsida, Lamiales, Lamiaceae. Gene Ontology annotation, cellular component: multivesicular body.